Klebsormidium nitens is the source of this 1794-nucleotide messenger RNA. Lineage: Eukaryota; Viridiplantae; Streptophyta; Klebsormidiophyceae; Klebsormidiales; Klebsormidiaceae. The record is from the annotation of a GenBank genome assembly.
GGCUCUCAAUGCCGACGCUUAAAUCGUCUGGGCCACAGGCCAUGCAAAGAUGCAGAAGGCGCUGAUGGGAGUGAUGCAGGGCUGCGGGCACAGCUGAGGGACUGCUCUUCCAGCUAGCGCAGUGGGGCGCUGGAUUUGUCUGCCACACGAGCAGACCCAGGGCCAAAGCAGGAAAAGUUUCUGAUCGCCUGCAUAAUUCAUUGGCAGAAAAUACUGUACGGUUGAUGCCAAUGUCGAAUUGCAUCUUGAGGGUGUCCUGGAAACAUGAGCAAUCUGAUCAGCAAAUCUAGUCAAUCAGCCCUCUUCAGAGCUCAUCUGCAAGUAGUAGGCAGUUGUGCAAGUUGGUAUGAAUCGAAGGCGAGUUUAAAGGCAUCUUCUCUGUUUGCAUUCCUCAACAGCCCGCCAACUUGUCUAACUAGUGGAGCUCAACUGAUCAGGAAGACAACGACUCAUCGACCGAAACAGUCAGCCCACCGAAAUUGCAGAACCCCUCUGUGCUGUAGUUUCAGUGUUGCUGGAUCUCUCACCUCCUUCAGCAGCCAGCAUUUCUAUACGGACCCAAAGCCAGCAUUAUCAUCACGUGGCGGCACUGGGAGCUGUCAAAAGAUGCCCUCUGCAACAUCAAACACUCUGCAAGGAGACAUAGCGGCUGUGAAAAGCACAGUGGUUGAUGAAAUGCAAUCGACACACUCGUCCUCGCCCCCUGAGCCUGUGCUAAGUAUAAGUCUGAUUGGUAAUCACACAACAGAGGUCUUGAGUGUGGACUCCAGCGAGCCUCCUUUGGUGCAUCUUGUAAUUAUCCCUGGCAAUCCUGGUAUUGUUGCCUACUAUGAGGAGUUGAUUGGCCUAAUUUCAGAGGUCGUCAGUAGAAAGUGGAAGAUCACAUGCAUAAGUCAUGUUGGUCAUACACAGAGAGAUUGGGAAAAGGGAAAGCUGUCAUCACUACAGGACCAGAUUGAGCAUAAGGCAGCCUACUUGAGGACUCUGGAGGACCAGGGCCUUCCAGUCAUUCUUGUGGGGCACUCCAUUGGGGCGCACAUUGCGCUAGAGCUCUUGAGACGCUUUCCAAAGCUUGUCACAAAAGUCAUCGGGCUCUACCCCUUCCUGUCGCUCAAUCUUGAUUCAUCAGAGCAAAAGAUCCUCGGGAGAGCGACGCGCUUCUAUCCGGCGAGGCUAGCAUUCAGUACCCUGGCCGGUACUCUGGGCUUCCUCCCAGCCAGUCUGCAAAUGGCUUUGCUCCGAAGUACGAUUGGGAAGGCCUGGGACCAGCCAGCCAUCGACGUCACUCGCCGGUACAUGCUGACCCACCAUGUGGCGGCUAACUACGUGUACAUGGGUGCUACCGAGUUCGAAACAUUUGCAAGGUUGGAACUCCCUGACUGGGAAUUUCUGGACAGUCAGAAGGGAAAGGUUGCCUUACUGUUUGGAGCCGACGAUCACUGGGGUCCAAUAAGCCUCUCCGACUUGGCCCGUGAACGGGUUCCGUUGCUACAUAUAAUUGAAGAAAAAGAAGGUUUGUUACAUGCGUUCUGUUGCACUCGUCGAGGUUCGUUAUGGGUGGCUAAGGUAAUACACUCUAUCUGCAUUGCUCUUGAGAAUCCUGGAGGUCUGAGCGAUUUGUAGCAAGUAAUUGUAAAUGUUAAUUGUUCUUCGUUGUCAAGCGAUAUCUUUUUAAACCAAUGUACACCAUCUGUGAGUCAGGUGACGCCAUCCAAAUGUCAGCCUUCACUUGCGAAUAGAAGUAGAUCCAGCAAAUGGUGCUCUCUAUUUCAUCAAUCUGGUUUUACGUCAGGG